Messenger RNA from Paramecium octaurelia, 706 nucleotides. NCBI's taxonomy places the organism in Eukaryota, Ciliophora, Oligohymenophorea, Peniculida, Parameciidae. The record is from the annotation of a GenBank genome assembly.
AUGUAUUUAAGCUUUAUUAAGGAGCAUUUCACGCCUAGUCAAGAAGAACUUGAUAUGUUAGAAGCUAAAGAAACAUAAGAUUUAUAUUCUGAUGUAUAAAUUCAAGGGGGAUUUAUUCAAGUAUUCUAUUUCAAAUAGAUAGGUUUAUUCUAGAUAAUGUAGUAUAUUUGAUUCUGAAGUAUACAAGAAUUAACUCAAUUUGUUCAAGAAAUAUUUGUUGAAUUAUGAGAAAUAAAAUCCUAAGUUAAAUGGACGUUGUCUUGAGAAGGCAUUCUAUGUGGAACAGACCUAUUCACUAGACUGUUAGGUGGAAUCACCGGAAACUUGGUUAAAGGAACAAGUAACAGUGUGGCAAUUGCCAACUGAUAUAGUGAAUAAGUUGAAUUCUAAGUGUUUCACCUUUGAAGACAUCGCCAAAAGACAUGGGAGCUAGAUGGUGGACAUUCGAAUACAAGAUCCAAAUACAGACACCUUUACUCCGACGGUUGAAUAAAAUAGUAUAGCCAAUCAAAUGAGAAUUGAUGAGUAUUGUAAGUAUUUGAAAAACAAAACUGAGUUUUUUUAGAAACAUACAGAAUAUUCACCAGAUAAAGUGUUAUUUGCUGUGAAUGUAGACAUGGAUANAUAUAUUUAUAGGAAUGAAUUUUCUACUUUUUAAAAAUACGUUUAAUUUAUUGAUUAAAAAGGUUCCUAUAGGAAUAAAUGA